CGACCUCCAUAGAUAUAUCAUCAUUAUGAUAUACAUAGUUUUGGACGAAGUAAUUGUUUGAUUUCGGUCCUUGACUGUACUUGUACAAAAAAAGUCUGAGCUGCUUCUAUAGGGGCUUGAUGAAGACUCUGACUCAGGAACACCAAUAACAGAUGAUGUUUCUUUGUAGUGUCAAGGAAGAACCGAGCAGUCAGUUAUCACUCCAUCUUGGUCAGUGAUAAGUUAGAAUAUUCACUUUUUCCAUGUGCACCAGCAUGGUCGAAGCCCAAGCCCCUAAAUGAGCCGAAUUAGAGCAAGAUGCAGCGAGGACGAGGAGCAGGCUCGUGUCCUCAGUGCUUGUUCUCCGACAAAACCAACACCAGGCAAACACGAGACCAAGAGGUGCCGGCUGCCACUCAGAAUAUAAUUGACCACAGCAAAGUUGUAUUGAGGCUCACAACAAUUUAUCUUAAGAAGGAUCUUUGGGCCGUUUGCUCAGGGGAGAACACGCCAAAAAUGCACUUCAAGAUGAAUAAAUAUAUGUGAGGUCUAAUUGUAGCGAAAAAUGAUCAAGCAAUCAGUGCAAAUUUUUACUUAGACGUUCUUUAACCUACGACCUAGUGCAUCAGCAGCAUUAGCCUCCGACUAGUUGUACGGGGGGGUGUGAGUGUGAACCCGUAUUCUCGAUUACGAACUGAACGUCCUUCAAUCUAGUGCAUUAGCUAAAAAUGUAGUUCUUUUCAACGCUCUUCCGAAAAAUCAUGCGUGCUCUCCAACGCUUCGAGCCCUCGCCGCACAGAGAUCCUUAUUUUAGCAAAAAUGAAAGAAAUAUAUUUAAAUGAUCA
Molecule: messenger RNA, 824 nt
Organism: Amoebophrya sp. A25
Lineage: Eukaryota; Dinophyceae; Syndiniales; Amoebophryaceae
Source: the annotation of a GenBank genome assembly